GAUUUGUGGGCUGCAAAGAUGAGAACCUAUCUUAGAGCUCAAAGUUUGUGGGAAGUGGUGGAAAAUGGAAGAAACCCAGCUCCUUUACCAGACAACCCAACAAUGGCUCAGGUAAGAUUUCAUAGUGAUGAAGUAGCUAAAGAAGGCAGAGCACUUGCCAUCAUACAAGCAGCUGUUCAUGAUGAUGUUUUUAUCAAGAUUUUGAAUCUUGAUACAGCAAAAGAGGCUUGGGACAAACUCAAGGAAGAGUUCCAAGGUAGUGAAAGAAUAAGGAGGAUGAAGGUGCUAAAUUUGAUAAGAGAAUUUGAAGCCAUCAAAAUGAAGGAAGCUGAAACAGUGAAGGAGUUUGCUGACAGGCUUUCUAAAGUGGUUACACAAAUCAGAUUAUUGGGUGAAGAACUCAGUGAUCAACAAGUUGUGGAGAAAAUAUUGGUAUGUCUUCCGGAGAGGUUUGAGUCAAAAAUCUCCUCUCUCGAAGAAAAUAAGGAUUUUUCUCAUAUAUCAAUUUCAGAACUUGUAAAUGCUUUACAAGCCACUAAACAUAGAAGAUCCUUGAGGAUGGAAGAAAAUGUUGAAGGUGUUUUUGUGGUUAAUACCAAAGGUAAGUUUCAAGGCAGCAGUAGUUGUGGGAAAAAGCCAUUAGUGGGAAGAAAGGAAAAGAAAAAAAACAAGAAGAAAGCAACAGAGGAGGAGGUUGGAAAGACAAGUAUCCACCUUGCUCUUACUGUAAGAAGAAGAAUGAUACAGAAAAUUUCUGUUGGUUUAGACCAGGAGUCAAAUGCAGGGCAUGCAACCAACUUGGUCAUGUGGAGAAAGUGUGCAAAAGCAAAGCAAAACAACAGGGACAGCAAGCCCAAGUUGUUGAGCAUGAAGAACAAAAUAAGGAGCAUUUAUUUGUUGCUUCUUGUUAUUUAGCAAACAGGAGCAAGGAGGAGUGGCUUAUAGACAGUGGUUGCACAAAUCACAUGACAAAUGAUGCAAGUAUUUUCAAGGAAU
Messenger RNA from Cajanus cajan (pigeon pea), 996 nucleotides. The record is from RefSeq and is a predicted model, not a curated record. NCBI's taxonomy places the organism in Eukaryota, Viridiplantae, Streptophyta, Magnoliopsida, Fabales, Fabaceae.